Cydia strobilella is the source of this 1171-nucleotide messenger RNA. RefSeq names its product secretory phospholipase A2 receptor-like. The record is from RefSeq and is a predicted model, not a curated record. NCBI's taxonomy places the organism in Eukaryota, Metazoa, Arthropoda, Insecta, Lepidoptera, Tortricidae. Gene Ontology annotation, molecular function: signaling receptor activity. The transcript is spliced from 6 exons. Bases 37 to 954 code for a protein of 305 amino acids.
GUUCAAUCCAUGUCAAAUUGUAAAUGAGAUAUUAUUAUGUUCUAUUUAAUAUUUUUGUGUGCAAUUAUAUUUAUUGGCCAGGAGACUGGAGCGGUUAUGGAUCCCGGCUACGAAUACAUCGAAGGAGCGGAUACUUGGCUGCGUCUGCACAUCGCGCCCGCUAGAUGGCAGGACGCACUCGUGCGCUGCAAGCUCGAAGGUGGUGUAUUAGCCUCCCCUUCGACCAUUGUUGUAACAAAAGCGAUGAUGUCCAUGAUGGCCUCAUACAAAAAUGUGCUCUCACUCGGUGUGUUCACGGGAAUACACGAUCUCAUCUCUGAGGGUGACUUCAUGUCCCUUGAUGGUAUGCCCGUCUCCGAAAUACAGCUGAAUUGGGUUUAUAGAGAACCUAGCAACAAAAAUGAAGAAGAAAAUUGUGUGAUACUUACCAGCACGGGUCAAGUCGCUCAAGAGCGCUGCGCCAACAAAUACCCAUACUUUUGCAGCAAGGAGAAUGCCACGAUGGUCGUCGAUAAAGAUUGUCAAACUACUGCUGUUGAUUACGAAUACCACCCCCGCACUGGCAGUUGCUACAAGUUCCAUAAAGAGGUUGAGACCUGGCAUCGUGCUGCCAAAGUGUGUCAUGCAGAAGGAGGACAUCUGGCCAUUAUCAACAGUAACACGGAAGCUGUGGUGAUCAAGAACAUUUUUGAGAACUACCCCCGAGACAAUAUAAUUGGGGCAACUUAUACUGACGAUGCCUGGGUUGGUAUCUGGAAAUGGAAUGACAGAAAUGGCCCGUGGCUAACUAUACAUGGUGAUACGCUCGACGAAGCUGGAUAUGCAUUGUGGGCUGAAGGCCAGCCAAACAAUUUAAACGGUAUACAGACAAGUGCUGCCAUUGAGCGAGACGGCUUACUAAAUGACGUACAACCAGAGGCCAAAGAAUCAUUCAUCUGCGAGAUUACCUUGUAACUAAUAUUAUAAUUUUCAUACUAUUUUGGGGUUGGAAUAGGCCGAAGCGCUCUUCAGUUAUUUAAAGAGCUAUCUGAAAUUAUGGUCUACAUUACUGGUGACCAGAGCUGGCAGCUUUUUUGCGCAACGUACCUGUAUAGCACUACAGCGAGGAAAUGUUGAUUUAGUUUGUUAGUUUUAAUUUAGUUAUUAAGAAAUAAAUAUAUAUUCUUUAUUA